Messenger RNA from Lemur catta (Ring-tailed lemur), 3707 nucleotides. RefSeq names its product zinc finger protein 30 homolog. Gene Ontology annotation, biological process: regulation of transcription by RNA polymerase II. The record is from RefSeq and is a predicted model, not a curated record. The coding region runs from base 840 to 2441 and encodes 533 amino acids. Gene Ontology annotation, molecular function: DNA-binding transcription factor activity, RNA polymerase II-specific; RNA polymerase II cis-regulatory region sequence-specific DNA binding. The transcript is spliced from 4 exons. NCBI's taxonomy places the organism in Eukaryota, Metazoa, Chordata, Mammalia, Primates, Lemuridae.
GCCAUGGCACUCUAGGCCGGGCAACAGAGUGAGACUCUGUCUCAAAAAAAAAAAAAAGAAUUUUACCUUCAUUUAUAAUGAGUGUUUAGUUUUCCAUUGUGUGAAUGCCUGAGAAUUUAUUUAACAUUGUUGAAGGGUAUUUAGGUUCUUUUCAGAUUUUUUUUGUCCCAUUAUAAACACUUUCUAUCCACACAUCAUUUCAGUCUUUAUAAAUCAUACGAUUGAGUAUCCGUUUCCCCAAAACCUUAGUAAAUAUGAGAUAUCAUAAAUUUUUCAAAUCUGCAAAUCCAUUUCCCUUAAUAUGCAUCUCCUUAGUUACUAGUGGGUCUAAUGAGUUGAUGGGUUAUUUCUACUUUCUAAAGAAUUAUUCAUGCUCAGGUUUCACAAAUUCACUCUUCUCAACUGGAAAGGUGCAAAUGAAGGGAGGAAGAUCUGCUCAGGAUAUGUCUGUACAACCCACUCGCAGGUCCAGACCAACCUGCCUGGGGUAGGGGAUGGUACUAACUGGACGCUCCUGCUGAAAUGUCUGGGCAUGAGCCUGGACACAGGAAAGUCUCUGCUUUGUGUCUAUUCCUUGUACAGCUGAUUUCUCUGUGGUUUUGGGGAAGGACAUAUACUUGUGUAAACUACCUCUUACCUAUCAUAACUUGUCUGUGUGUCAGGGAGGGGGGUUGCAUAUAGGAAUGGAGAAGGAGUAUAGGUUUUUAAAACUUGGAAGCUCUGAGGCAAUUCUGUUCUCAUGGCUUUCCAUUCUUCCUCCAGCUCUGGCUUCUGUCAACCCUGCUUCUCCAGUAAAUGAACCUUGAGGAAAACUGAUCAGUUCUUGAAAUCCUGAAAUCAUGGCUCAUGAUUUGGUGAUGUUCAGAGAUGUGGCUGUAGAUUUUUCUCAGGAAGAGUGGGAAUGCCUGAACUCGUAUCAGAGGAAUUUGUACAGAGAUGUGAUAUUAGAGAACUAUAGCAACUUGGUGUCAUUGGGCUGUUCCAUUUCUAAGCCAGAUGUGAUUACUCUAUUGGAACAAGGGAAAGAGCCCUGGAUGGUUGUGAGGGAUGAGCAAAGAAGAUGGAGCCUAGAUUUGGAAUCCAAGAAUGACACUAAAAAGUUAUUUAAAGAAAAGGAUAUUUAUGAAAUGAAUUUAUCUCAGUGGGAGAUAAUGGAAAGAAUGAAAAGCGGUGGACUUGAAGACUCCCUUUUCAGAAAAGAUUGUGAGUGCAAAAAUUUUGAGGGACAAGAAGGUCCUCAUGAAGUGUAUUUCAGACCAGUGGCAAAAAUCACCUCUGAAAAAAUGCCCAUUUACAGAAAACUCACAUCUCUUACUCUGUAUCAGAAAAGUCAUAAUAGAGAGAAACCCUAUGAAUGUGGAGAAUGUGGAAAGGCUUUUAGAGUACGCCAACAACUUACUUUCCAUCAAAGAAUUCAUACUGGUGAGAGACCUUAUGAAUGUAAAGAAUGUGGAAAAGCCUUUAGACAGUGUGCCCACCUUAGUCGACAUCAGAGAAUUCAUACUUCUGACAAACUCUAUGACUGUAAAAAAUGUGGAAAGAUCUUUACAUGUGGUUCAGACCUUCGAGUACAUCAGAGAAUUCACAUUGGUGAGAAGCCGUAUGAAUGUAAGGAGUGUGGCAAGGCCUUUAGAGUGCGAGGACAACUUAAUCUCCAUCACAGGAUUCACACUGGUGAGAAACCCUACGAAUGUAAGGAAUGUGGGAAGGCCUUCAGACAGUAUGCCCACCUUACUCGACAUCAGAGACUGAACAUUGCUGAGAAGUGCUAUGAGUGUAAGGAAUGUGGUCAGACUUUUCUGUGUAGUACAGGCCUUCGAAUACAUCACAAACUUCAUACUGGUGAAAAACCCUACGAGUGUAAGGAGUGUGGCAAGGCCUUUAGAGUGCGGCAGCAACUUACUCUCCAUCAGAGAAUUCACACUGGUGAGAAGCCCUAUGACUGUAAGGAAUGUGGGAAGACCUUUAGUCGUGGUUAUCAUCUAACUCUCCAUCAGAGAAUUCAUACAGGUGAGAAACCUUAUGAAUGUAAGGAGUGUCAGAAGUUCUUUCGUCGUUACUCAGAACUUAUUUCACAUCAGGGUAUUCAUAUUGGAGAGAAACCUUACGAAUGUAAGGAAUGUGGGAAGGCCUUUAGACUGUUCUCACAACUGACUCAACAUCAGAGUAUUCAUUUUGGUGAGAAACCCUACAAAUGUAAGGAAUGUGAGAAGACUUUUAGAUUGCUCUCUCAGCUUACUCAACAUCAGAGUAUUCACACUGGUGAAAAACCCUAUGACUGUAAAGAAUGUGGAAAGGCAUUUCGACUUCAUUCAUCGCUUAUUCAACAUCAGAGAAUUCAUUCUGGUGAGAAACCAUACAAGUGUAAGGAAUGUAACAAGGCAUUUAGACAACAUUCACACCUUACUUACCAUCAGCGAAUUCAUAAUGUAACUGAAUAAUUACAAGUACUCUUCCAUCAUGAAUUUCGUGUUAAGGAGCAGUAGAAAAUAAAUUCUACAGGAAAUUUUUUGAAUUUAGGAAUUCCUUUUUCUUCAUGCUCACAACUAACUUAGCAUAAUAAGUUUUAUUUAAAGGAAAAUAUAUUAAUUUAAUGAACAUGUAGUAGCCUUUCAUCACCAUUCAAACCGUGUUAAACUUUAGUAAAUUCUUUCUGGAAAGGAACUUUAUUAAAGGAGUGAAUGUGGAAAAGCUUUUGAUCUUAGCUGUUAUCAUCUCUAUAUUCUUCCAUCUGUGUAUUAAUGUAUGGAGGUUGCCAGGACAUGAACCCAUUCUGAAAAUUGAUAAAUAAAAGGAAAGAAAAGUCAUUUAGCCUGCAUUUCCUGUAUGUACUGUAUUUCAGGACAACCAGAAGUUGAGGUAAAGUUCUUUAUUAGAGAAUUCCAGCUAAACAAUGUAGAAAGAAUUAUAGCAAUAGAAAAUUGCAUUAGAAAACUAUUUUAUAACAUAUAAUGAAAUAAUGGAUCUAGGCAUGAUUUUCAGUAGAGGUUAAAACCAUUAGGUGAAAGGUUAACAUGAACUUUACAGUGAAUAGAUGAGUCUGACAACAUCUGAACCCACUGAUCAGUCUUAAUCUUACAAAUAGUAGGAUAGUAAAACAUUAUGUGCCUCCUAAUAUGAUACUAUAAGAUAUACACAUCUUGCCAAAAAGAUUGAACCUGAAUUUAAUCAUCAAGAUCUAACUCCCAGUUUAGAGAAAGUUCAAGGACAAAUUACAUGACAUAACAAGAAACAAUUAAAUCUAAAAUGUGGGUAAUUCUACAGGAGGAAUGACAUUAUUUCUCAACCAAUAAGAUGGCAUUUAAAAUAAGGAGGUGGAACUCUUAGACACUGAAAGAGACUUAAGAGACAUCAAUCAAAUGCAAUGAAAGAGUGGUUUUUAUUUAGAUCCUGAGUUGAACAAACACGUAAAGGAAAGACAUUUUUACAACAAUUGGAAAAAUGGGAAUAAUGACAGUGUUAGAUAAUAUUAAGAGACUUGGUCAGGAGUGAUAAUAGCGUUGUGUUUAUGUAACAGUCUAUUUGUUAACAGAUAAAUUCUGAAGUUUAUACGCAUUAGAUGAUACAAUGUCUGGAAUCUCCUUUUGCUUAUGCAAAAGAAAAGUGAGGAUGGAUAACUUAAGUUUGGCAAAAUGAUGGUAAGACAAGUCUUGGAUAUAUGGCUUUUAUUUGUUUUUGCUGUUCUCUCUACUUCUGUGUAUUUGAAA